This is a messenger RNA of Gavia stellata (red-throated loon), 2862 nucleotides long. It is a transcript of the gene CTNNA2, whose product is annotated as catenin alpha 2. Gene Ontology annotation, molecular function: beta-catenin binding; structural molecule activity; cadherin binding. Bases 1 to 2862 code for a protein of 953 amino acids. NCBI's taxonomy places the organism in Eukaryota, Metazoa, Chordata, Aves, Gaviiformes, Gaviidae. Gene Ontology annotation, biological process: cell-cell adhesion; cell migration. The record is from RefSeq and is a predicted model, not a curated record. Gene Ontology annotation, cellular component: catenin complex; adherens junction; actin cytoskeleton. The transcript is spliced from 18 exons.
AUGACUUCUGCAACGUCACCUAUCAUUUUGAAAUGGGACCCCAAAAGUUUGGAAAUCAGGACUCUCACAGUGGAGAGGCUAUUGGAACCACUUGUUACCCAGGUAACAACGCUUGUUAACACAAGCAAUAAAGGACCAUCUGGCAAAAAGAAAGGGCGCUCUAAGAAGGCUCAUGUGUUGGCUGCAUCUGUAGAGCAGGCCACUCAAAACUUCUUGGAAAAAGGAGAUCAGAUUGCUAAAGAGAGCCAGGAUCUCAAGGAGGAAUUGGUUGCUGCUGUAGAGGAUGUACGCAAACAAGGAGAAACAAUGAGAAUUGCCUCUUCGGAGUUUGCUGACGACCCAUGCUCCUCAGUGAAACGGGGCACCAUGGUGCGGGCUGCUCGUGCCUUGCUUUCUGCCGUCACCCGCUUACUCAUCCUGGCUGAUAUGGCUGAUGUCAUGAGGCUUCUAUCACAUCUGAAAAUUGUAGAGGAAGCGCUAGAAGCAGUGAAAAAUGCAACAAAUGAGCAAGAUUUAGCAAAUCGCUUUAAAGAAUUUGGAAAAGAGAUGGUAAAACUGAACUAUGUAGCUGCUAGACGACAACAGGAACUGAAAGAUCCUCACUGCAGGGACGAAAUGGCUGCAGCUCGAGGUGCUCUGAAGAAGAAUGCCACGAUGUUGUAUACUGCAUCCCAAGCAUUUCUCCGUCACCCUGAUGUUGCAGCCACUAGAGCCAACAGAGACUACGUCUUCAAGCAAGUACAAGAAGCAAUUGCUGGUAUCUCCAAUGCUGCCCAGGCCACCUCACCCACUGAUGAGAACAAGGGGCACACUGGCAUAGGAGAGCUUGCUGCUGCACUAAAUGAAUUUGAUAACAAAAUUAUUUUAGACCCCAUGACUUUCAGUGAGGCCCGCUUCAGACCAUCUCUUGAAGAAAGGCUGGAGAGCAUCAUCAGCGGAGCAGCGCUGAUGGCAGACUCUUCGUGCACGCGAGACGACCGCCGGGAACGAAUCGUAGCCGAGUGCAAUGCCGUGCGGCAGGCCCUGCAGGAUCUGCUCAGCGAGUAUAUGAAUAACACUGGAAGGAAGGAGAAGGGGGACCCACUCAACAUUGCUAUUGACAAGAUGACUAAGAAAACACGAGACCUUCGAAGACAGCUACGGAAAGCAGUAAUGGAUCAUAUAUCGGAUUCAUUCCUGGAGACCAAUGUCCCAUUACUGGUUCUCAUUGAGGCAGCAAAAAGCGGUAAUGAGAAAGAAGUGAAGGAGUAUGCUCAGGUCUUCCGUGAACACGCCAACAAGUUAGUCGAGGUUGCAAAUCUGGCCUGUUCAAUUUCGAAUAAUGAAGAAGGUGUGAAGUUAGUCCGUAUGGCAGCGACACAGAUUGAUAGUCUGUGCCCACAGGUAAUAAAUGCUGCGCUCACAUUGGCUGCCAGACCCCAGAGCAAAGUAGCACAGGACAACAUGGACGUCUUUAAAGAUCAGUGGGAGAAACAAGUGCGAGUUCUCACUGAAGCUGUUGAUGACAUCACUUCGGUGGAUGAUUUCCUCUCCGUUUCAGAAAACCAUAUUCUGGAAGAUGUGAAUAAGUGUGUGAUUGCUCUCCAAGAGGGGGAUGUCGAUACACUGGACAGAACUGCGGGUGCCAUCCGAGGCCGUGCAGCCAGAGUUAUUCACAUCAUUAAUGCAGAGAUGGAAAACUAUGAAACAGGGGUUUAUACUGAGAAGGUACUGGAAGCUACCAAGCUGCUCUCUGAAACCGUUAUGCCACGUUUUGCUGAACAAGUUGAGGUUGCCAUUGAAGCUUUGAGUGCGAAUGUCCCACAGCCAUUUGAAGAGAAUGAGUUCAUAGAUGCCUCCCGCUUGGUGUAUGAUGGAGUUCGUGACAUCAGGAAAGCUGUUCUGAUGAUAAGGACCCCUGAAGAGCUAGAGGAUGAUUCAGACUUUGAGCAGGAAGAUUAUGACGUUCGCAGCCGAACAAGUGUUCAGACUGAAGAUGACCAGCUCAUUGCUGGCCAGAGUGCAAGGGCUAUCAUGGCUCAGCUUCCCCAGGAGGAAAAGGCUAAGAUUGCUGAGCAGGUAGAGAUAUUCCACCAAGAAAAAAGCAAACUGGAUGCGGAGGUGGCCAAGUGGGACGACAGUGGUAAUGACAUCAUUGUGUUGGCAAAGCAGAUGUGCAUGAUUAUGAUGGAAAUGACAGACUUUACUAGAGGGAAAGGCCCCCUGAAGAAUACAUCAGAUGUCAUUAAUGCGGCCAAGAAGAUUGCAGAGGCAGGAUCGAGGAUGGACAAAUUGGCACGGGCGGUAGCUGAUCAGUGCCCGGACUCAGCCUGCAAACAGGAUCUGCUAGCCUACCUGCAGCGCAUUGCCCUCUACUGCCACCAACUCAAUAUCUGCAGCAAAGUGAAGGCAGAAGUUCAGAACCUGGGAGGAGAACUUAUUGUAUCAGGGACUGGAGUUCAGAGCACUUUCACUACCUUUUAUGAGGUAGAAUGUGAUGUCAUAGAUGGGGGCAGGGCUAGUCAACUUUCUACCCACCCACCCACCUGUGCUGAGGGAGCUACGCUUGAGACCGGAAGCAGUGACUCCUCGACGCUGGACAGUGCCACUUCUCUCAUCCAGGCAGCUAAAAAUCUGAUGAACGCUGUGGUCCUUACAGUGAAAGCAUCGUAUGUGGCUUCUACUAAAUAUCAGAAGGUCUAUGGUACUGCUGCAGUGAACUCACCAGUUGUAUCUUGGAAGAUGAAGGCCCCUGAGAAGAAACCCCUAGUAAAGAGAGAAAAACCAGAAGAAUAUCAGACAAGAGUGAGAAGAGGGUCCCAGAAGAAACAUAUUUCCCCUGUACAGGCCUUAAGUGAAUUUAAAGCUAUGGAUUCAUUCUAA